AUGGCCAACGCUUGUGCCCACCAGUUUCGAAUGAUCAAAUCAGACAAUACUCUGGUCCAGUGGAUUUGCCAACACUGUCGCUCUGGUCCCCAUUGGAUGAUUUGGGAAUGCACAUAUUGCAAGUUGCAUCUAUGCCGACCUUGCACGCAGUGUGCUUGA
Fusarium redolens is the source of this 159-nucleotide messenger RNA. RefSeq lists its product as uncharacterized. Lineage: Eukaryota; Fungi; Ascomycota; Sordariomycetes; Hypocreales; Nectriaceae. The transcript has a single exon. Bases 1 to 159 code for a protein of 52 amino acids. The record is from RefSeq and is a predicted model, not a curated record.